Molecule: messenger RNA, 1667 nt
Organism: Electrophorus electricus (electric eel)
Lineage: Eukaryota; Metazoa; Chordata; Actinopteri; Gymnotiformes; Gymnotidae
Source: RefSeq, a predicted model, not a curated record
UCCAACCGGCGCAGCACAACUAAAACAGUUCACAUAACUGCACGAUGAUAAGACAGCGGCAUAACUUCAUCUAGAUACAAAAUUGUUGUCUGUGGCUAUCUGGAUACCGAAUGUGAACAUUUAUGUUACCGAACAGAAUUUUUAAAAAUCUAAAGGUUGGAGCAUCAGUCAGUUAACAUGUACUAAAUCGUGAUACUGCGUUCCGGUAUAGCUUUUUAUCGCUUCUGAAUGUUUAAUUCCACUUUUCUGUUAACUUCAUUGUCCAAUUGCACCUAUCUUUAGUGUCAGAGCCAGAGAGAUGACGACCGAGAGCUCCCAAGCGCCACUAGUGCCGAGGAAUUCUAUGGAAUUCUACACUUCAGCGACCGCUGCAAUGCAUCCCGGAUUAAUGAACUCCACGAUCGAUUUUGAAAGCCACGGCACCACAUCCAAGGGGAAAAAAAGCAACUCGGGACUGCGACGUCCCGAAAAACCACCAUACUCCUAUAUUGCGCUCAUUGUGAUGGCUAUACAGAGUACACCAACCAAGCGGCUUACCCUCAGUGAGAUUUACCAGUUCCUCCAGGCGCGAUUCCCUUUCUUCCGAGGUUCUUACCAGGGAUGGAAAAACUCUGUCCGGCAUAAUUUAUCCCUAAACGAAUGUUUCAUUAAGAUACCGAAAGGCCUAGGGCGGUCAGGAAAAGGGCACUACUGGACCAUAGAUCCCUCAAGUGAGUUUAUGUUUGAGGAGGGGUCGUUUCGGCGGAGACCACGGGGAUUUCGGAGAAAAUGCCAAGUUCUGAAGCCAAUGUACAGAAUGAUGAACGGCCUCGGAUUCAGUUCCACCAUUUUGCCUCAAAGAUUUGACUUCCAUACUCCAACGUGUCAUACCAAUGGCUACAGCAUGGACAUGAUGUCUGGUUGUGUCAGUGGCAGCGGGUAUGACGCACUGAACAUUGGCCACUAUGCACAACACAUGUCCGCGAACCAAAGCUCUGCAAUGGUGAACUGUUCAUUGCCCACAAGUGGAGACUAUGUCACAAAUAGCAGUCCAGUUCCCGCUUCCCCUGCUGUAGCCAGUGCGCUUGAGAGUCAUGCGCAGUAUUCUGGAGGCGCUCCAUAUUGGUGUUCUUCCAGCGGUUCCCCGUAUCUAAAACAGCCUGCUGUGAGCUCGCGCAGUCCGGGGUCAUCAGCGGUACACCAGGGCAUAUCAUCAUACUCCGUGGAGCAGACAUAUCUCCAGCCGAUCGCUAGAAAUGGUGCAGAGAUGACAGUGGGUGCAUCGCGGUAUCAGGCCCAUUCCUCGCCUGACGCUGAAAGGAAGGACUUUGUAUUAAACUUUAACGGAAUAUCAUCGUUACAUCCAUCUUCAAGUGGAUAUUAUCACCACCACCGUCACCAUCGGAGCGUUCACCAGGACUUAAAGUCAUGUGUAAUGUGAGGGUUUCACCAAUGUUAUCCCUACGACUACUCUGUCCAAUGAAAACACAGCCUUAAUGUUCCCGCAAUAACUCAUAGGCCUACUGACUUAUCUUCAAUAUUUUACAGGUUAAUCGGCGUAUACUUAUCAUGUGUGGGGUGAUAUGUGCGAGAACUGUUAUAACUGAUGUUCACUUUAAGUAAAUACAAACAAUGGAGAUUUUGCAUAUACGAUCGUUUUGUAGUAUAACUGUCAACAUAUUCAAUAA